Molecule: messenger RNA, 678 nt
Organism: Hyalella azteca
Lineage: Eukaryota; Metazoa; Arthropoda; Malacostraca; Amphipoda; Hyalellidae
Product: putative molluscan insulin-related peptide(s) receptor
Exons: 5
Coding region: 29-661 (210 amino acids)
Source: RefSeq, a predicted model, not a curated record
CAGACAGGAAAUGUGAUAUUUCUCCAUCAUGUUGCUCAUCACUUGGAGGUGCGAUGCAGCAAUGCUCAUUGCAAGCGUUUUAUUUAGCCUCGCUGCCGCUACUGCUUGGGCUUCCGACCCAAAGUCCAGCGCCAACACCGCGGUCGCGGACUCGCAUGACGAUAAUUGUUCGGCGAGACGGAUUUGGUUCUCGACUGGAGAUCGAAGGGGCAAAACAAUCUGCCCUGGCAUGAUUGUUAAGGAUGAAGAGCGGAUCAUGGACGUGCUGAAGACCUUGGCGCAAUGUGAUAUCAUUCACGGCAACCUCGUGAUUGCGUUCUUCGGAUAUAAUGAAGCGGAGAACUGGACGCAGUUUUCCCUUCCCCGGCUGCGGGAAGUAACGGGAUUUGUGUUCAUCUACUCAGUAGUUAGGCUUCCGUCCCUGUCGACACUUUUACCCUCCCUCGCCUUCAUCCGAGGACGACAGCUGCUAGGGGACCACUCGCUCGUCAUCGCAUAUACAGGACUCCAGAGCGUAGAUCUGUGGAGCCUACAAAGUCUGGGUCGCGGUUCAGUGUACGUGUCUGGCAACGGCAAUUUGUCCUCGAUGGACGGGCUGGACACAGCGUCCCUGCACCAGCUUGAUCCUGCUGCCGCUACCCGCGACUGGAUCCAGGCUUAACCAACCUAACAUCGUCG